UGUCCAAAUGUAGUUUAUGUUAGUAAGUACAUUACAGUUGAGCUACGAGAAAUAACAUAAACGCAUUUAAGUGAAAUGACGACAUAUUCAUCAAAUGGUUCAGCAAUAAGAAUAAUCAAUGCGGUUAAAUCGUAUGGUAACGGUUUAAAUGUACUUAAUGGCCUUUACAUGGAUGUACCGAUGGGAACUAUUUAUGGUCUCCUAGGCCCAAGUGGUUGUGGCAAAACUACAAUAUUAAAUCUAAUUAUUGGUACAGAAACUUUGAAUUCAGGUGUUAUAAAUGUUCAAAUAGAAUCUAAAAUGGAUAUUGGAUAUAUGCCUCAGGGAAUUUGCUUAAGUAAAUAUCUCACGGUACGUGAAACACUUAUGUAUUAUGGUUCAUUAUAUUCCAUGACCGAAGAAAAAAUUAUUCAAAAAAUGACUGAACUGGGUGAAAGCUUGGAUAUAAAUUAUUUUAAUUCACUUAUUAAAGAUCUAAGUGGAGGACAAUGUAGAAGAGUGUCUCUUGCAGUUAGUUUAUUACACGAUCCAAAGAUUUUAAUAUUAGAUGAACCGACAGUAGGGCUCGAUCCUAUUUUAUGUUACAAUAUUUGGGAUUAUCUGGCAAGUUUAGUAAAAAGAGAAAAUAGAACUAUAAUAAUUACCACCCACUACAUUCAAGAAGCUAAUAAAGCAAACAUUAUAGCUUUUAUGAGACAAGGAAAGAUAAUAAAAGAAAGUUCCCCUCAGAGUAUACUAUCUUUUUAUAAUACUGAUUCUCUAGAAGAUGCAUUUUUACAAAUUACAACAGAAUCUUAUAAUCCAUUGGUAAUUGAACCAUCGUCGAGCCUAGAUCGCAAGAGGAGAAGUACAACAUUAUUCGAUAUAAUUCAAAAUAAAGAUGUUUCAAUUUCCAAACAAAGAAUAUUGACGUUAUUCAAGAAACACUGUGUUACAAUUAGUAGAGAUUUCGUAUUUUUCUUUUUUAUGUUUGCGUUGCCGAUGUCUUUAUGCCUGUUGAUAAGCUUUACCGUUGGUAAUAAUUUUAAAGACAUCACUUUAGGAGUGCAAAAUAAGGAAAUUGAUAUUUCUAGCUGUAAAACUAUGAAAUUCAGUGGAUGCAUUUUUGACAACAACAAUUAUAACGCUGCACUGAGUUGCAGUGUGAUUAACCACCUGCGUUCGUAUGAUUACGAUUUUAUACAGUUCAAUGAUGAAGAAACUGCUCUAAAAGCGGUAGAUAAGGCAAAAUUAUAUGCAUUUAUAAGUUUUCCAAAUAAUUUUACACAAGGAAUUCAACAAUUUAUCAAUGGCGAUAAUGAUAUAUCAGUUAAUUCUCUAUUAUUUUCGCAUAUUGAUAAUACAAAUGUGUUAUUAAAAAACCAAAUCAAGAGUCAUAUUAUUAAUGCAUCAAUGGAGGCAAUAAAAAAUGAAAUAACUCGAUGCUCGUUUGAUACGAAAUAUAUCACAAAUUGGGACCUGAAAUUCGUGUAUGGAGCAAACAUUAUUUCACAAAAGCAUACCGCCUUAGGAGUUGUUUUUGCUAUAAGUGUAUUUUACUAUACCAGUGUGUGUUCUGCGGGGUUUUUGCUCGAGGAAAAAAUGGACGGCUUGCUUAAUAGAGCUUUGACAGCAGGAGUUACAAUGUUCGAAGUUAUCACUUCGUAUUUAAUAGUGCAUACAUUGGCAUGCAUUGUUCUGGCUGCUUUAUUAAUGCUUCUUUCGUUCUACAUUCUACAAUAUCCGUUGGUGACUACAAAUGUCAUUUUUGAUUUAUUUGUUGGCCUUACACUAGGAGCUUGGCUUGGAUUCUUUUAUGGUGUGUUCGUUGCUGCCAUAGCAAAAAACGGCAUGGAAGUUAUGCAAAUGACACUUGCAAUGGGGUCAUCACAGCUGUUUGUGGGUGGACUCAUCUGGCCAGUUGAAGCUCAAAGCGAAGUUAUGCAGAGAAUCACUAAAAGCCUACCUAUGAGCUUAGUAGGGACAGUAGUUUCAAAUGCAAUUCUGAGAGGCUGGUCUUUAACUAAUUCAACAAAUAUGAACGAUCUCAUAAAAAUCAUGGCGACUUUUUUGUUAAUAGCAUUGUCGUUCUUGGGUUUGAAGCUUUUUAAAAAAAAUCCAUGGAUUCAUAAUUGAACUUAUGUUAAAUACAAUUCAGCAAAGAAAAUUGAUUAUUGUUACAUGUCAUUUCGGUUUAUUAUUUAUUUUAAGUUUAUGAGUUCCAUAAACACCGAUCUACGAAUUUAUAUGAUUAAACACAGUACUUUUUCAAAAUAAUUACUUUUGAUUUAAAGAAAAUCACCUUGUAGUAUAAUAAAAAUACAGGCAGCAAUACACGUUGAUACAAGCACUUGAGGUGAAAUAAUGGAACUAGUUUUAAAUAAUUGUCGGGUAUUGGAGGUUUUUUAUUUCACUAAGUGUUUGCCGAAGCUCAAUUGUUCAUGAAUUGCUAUUCCAUUUGAAAAUGUCGAACAUAAUUAUGCACAUUAUCCACCGCCCCUGCUGGCUGUUUUAUAUUCAUCGAGUGUAUCGUCUGGUGAAACAGCUCCUCUUUCUGAUAGGCAGUUAUACCGAAGACGAAAUAAUAUUAUUCAGUGUGUAUGCUCGUAUGCUGAUCAUAACACGCCUUCCAGCCACUUUGUAAUAUAGGGGUAAAAUAAAAUACCUCACGCUUAAAAUUCAUUUGCAAGGUAUUCUUGCUAUACGAGCUUUUACGAUGGAACACGCAUGAAGGCACUAGCUGAUCAUAUCGUUAAAAAUAUAAUAUGUAAUAACCACAAGACUAUUUUUUUCAUGUAAACAAUAUUAGAUAGUUUAAACUUAAGAGAGUGUUUUCUUUACUUAAACCUAUGGAAAUAUUUCGAUACCAUUCAAUUGAUAUAACAUCAUUUAGUAUUUAUGAUGUUAAGCCAAUAACUUUAAAUUAUUAGUUCAAAAUGCCAGUACAUACGGCUUACCUAAUAAAAAAGUACCUUCUUAGCAUCUCAUUAAAGGUAAAACUUUCCUUGUAAACCUGUUUUAAUAGUUAU
Molecule: messenger RNA, 3008 nt
Organism: Adelges cooleyi (spruce gall adelgid)
Lineage: Eukaryota; Metazoa; Arthropoda; Insecta; Hemiptera; Adelgidae
Product: ABC transporter G family member 23-like
Exons: 15
Coding region: 76-2115 (679 amino acids)
Cellular component (GO): membrane
Molecular function (GO): ATP binding; ABC-type transporter activity; ATP hydrolysis activity
Source: RefSeq, a predicted model, not a curated record